Tupaia belangeri chinensis (Chinese tree shrew) is the source of this 1887-nucleotide messenger RNA. It is a transcript of the gene PARP2, whose product is annotated as poly(ADP-ribose) polymerase 2. Bases 64 to 1779 code for a protein of 571 amino acids. Gene Ontology annotation, cellular component: nucleolus. The record is from RefSeq and is a predicted model, not a curated record. Gene Ontology annotation, biological process: protein poly-ADP-ribosylation; double-strand break repair. Gene Ontology annotation, molecular function: NAD+ poly-ADP-ribosyltransferase activity. Lineage: Eukaryota; Metazoa; Chordata; Mammalia; Scandentia; Tupaiidae. The transcript is spliced from 16 exons.
UGUACGUACCCGCGUCCUAGGGACGCCGCGCCCGGGGUUCCCGGACGUCAGCGUUCCGACGCAAUGGCGGCGCGCCGGCGAGGGACGAGCGGCAAGCGCGCGCGAGAUUCAAUAGCAUUAAAUGAAACCGAGAGAGUUAAUGACAACCCAGCUCCAGAAGACUCUCCUCCUGCUAAGAGAACUGUGAGAUGCCAGAGGCAGAGGGUGAAAAAGGAGCCAGUGACUAGAGGAAAGACUGAUGAGGACGGGAAAGAAGUCAAACAAAGUGAAUCUGUAAGGAACUUGCUGUUGAAGGGCAAAGCUCCCGUUGAUCCCGAGUGUAAGGCCAAGGUGGGGAAGGCUCAUGUGUAUUGUGAAGGAAAUGAUGUCUAUGAUGUAAUGCUAAAUCAGACAAAUCUCCAGUUCAACAACAACAAGUACUAUCUGAUUCAGUUGUUAGAAGAUGAUGCCCAGAGGAACUUCAGUGUUUGGAUGAGAUGGGGCCGUGUUGGGAAAAUUGGGCAACACAGCUUGGUGGCUUGUUCAGGCAACCUCAACAAAGCCAAGGAAAUCUUUCAGAAGAAAUUUCUUGACAAAACAAAGAACAAUUGGGAGGAUCGGGAGAAGUUCGAGAAGGUGCCUGGGAAAUAUGAUAUCCUGCAGAUGGACUAUGCCAGCAGUACUCAGGGUGAAGAGGAAGCAAAAAAAGAACAAUCUUUAAAAUCUCCUUCAAAACCAGAAUCAAAGCUGGAUCUUCGGGUACAGGAGCUGAUCAAAUUGAUCUGUAAUGUCCAGGCCAUGGAAGAGAUGAUGAUAGAAAUGAAGUAUGAUAUUAAAAAAGCCCCACUUGGGAAGCUGACAGUGGCACAAAUCAAGGCAGGUUACCAGUCUCUUAAGAAGAUUGAGGAUUGUAUCCGGGCUGGCCAGCAUGGACGAGCUCUCAUAGAAGCAUGCAAUGAAUUCUACACCAGGAUUCCACAUGACUUUGGACUUCGUACCCCUCCAUUAAUCCGGACAGAGAAAGAACUGUCAGACAAAGUCCAACUGCUCGAGGCUUUGGGAGACAUUGAAAUUGCCAUUAAGCUGGUGAAGACAGAGCUACAGAGCCCUGAACACCCACUGGACCAACACUACAGAAACCUGCACUGUGCCUUGUGCCCUCUAGACCAUGAAAGCCAUGAGUUCAAAGUGAUUUCCCAGUACCUACAGUCUACCCAUGCUCCUACGCACAGUGACUACACCAUGACCUUGCUGGAUGUUUUCAAAGUAGAGAAGGAGGGUGAAAAAGAAGCCUUCAGAGCGGACCUUCCUAACAGGAUGCUGUUAUGGCACGGUUCCAGGCUGAGUAACUGGGUGGGGAUCCUGAGCCAUGGGCUCCGAGUUGCCCCACCUGAGGCUCCUAUCACAGGUUACAUGUUUGGGAAAGGAAUCUACUUUGCUGACAUGUCUUCCAAAAGUGCCAAUUACUGCUUUGCCUCUCGCCUAAAGGAUACAGGACUGCUGCUCUUAUCAGAGGUUGCUCUCGGUCAGUGUAAUGAGCUAUUAGAGGCCAAUCCUAAGGCAGAAGGAUUACUUCAAGGCAAACACAGCACCAAGGGGCUGGGCAAGAUGGCUCCCAGUCCUGCCUCCUUCGUCACCCUGAAUGGCAGCACAGUGCCCUUGGGACCAGCAAGUGAGACAGGAAUUCUGAAUCCAGAGGGUUACACCCUCAACUACAAUGAAUUUAUUGUCUAUAACCCCAAUCAGGUCCGUAUGCGAUACCUCCUAAAGGUUCAGUUUAAUUUCCUCCAGCUGUGGUGAAUGUCAUUGUUAGGUAAACUAGAGAAGAUACGAUCUUCAAGCAAAAAAAUAAGUACUAUUGUACUUUGGAGUUUGCUAAUAUUUUACAUAAUAAAAAUGUUACAAAUC